AUGACAUGUGAUGUCAGUAGACCAUGUGAGAGAUGUAUACAGCGAGGUCUUGAGUCCACAUGUGUAGAUGCUCCUCGGAAAAGGAAAAAAUACUUAGCUGAUGUUCCGCCAGAUAUAUUGCAACUGCAAGAUUUGCACGGAACUCAAUUCCAUGCUACAGAUCUUCGCCAAAAUCAGUCAACGCCGGCAGGCUUUGCUCCUACUGAAAAUAGGUUUCUGGAAGGUUUAGGUCCUAUUGACAGCAGCAGUAACCCAAAUGCACACAAUUCUAAUAAUAAUCUGGGUCGUAAAGGUAGUAAUUUUGGAAAUCCAACACCUUCCUUCUUACCACUUCCUAAUCAGCUACAACCAUUACACCAAUUGCUACCUCUGCAUCAAAUGCAAUCUUCUAACGCUAACAAUCACAACUACAACAACAAUAAUAAUAACAAUCCUAAUACUUACAACAAUAACCACUCGCAUCCUCCCUUUAAAUCACAAAAAAAGAGCAACUUCCUUCUGUCAGCUGCUGAUCUCGAGUACUCUACUCUUUCAUCUAUCCUUCAAGACAAUUUUAUGCAUGCUACUCAUUCUGCCACAUCCACUGAAGCCACUCCAACUUCGAUAGUAUCGCCUGAGAAUAAUCCUGUCAAUGCUCCUUAUACCGCAGGAAAUACACCUUCUCCCAGCAACUUGGCGGAUAUUAAGCAAAAUGCUACCUUCUCUGUACCAGGAACGACAACAACAUCAGCAGCAACUACUGCUCCUAAUGUUCUUUCAUCUGGGGGAGCAGGUCCUCAAGUCCCAAAUGCUGGGCAAUUUUCUGCAACGGGAGCAGCUUCUUAUGAUAAUUCUAUUAACCAAUAUUUUCUAGGACCCACAGAUCCAGGACAUAAAAACAUUCAGAACUUCCCUGAUGUCAUCACAGAGAUUGAUGCAUUGAGAAAAUCUGAUCCUCUGAUAUAUCGCGAGAGGAAUUCCAAACUGAAGCUCUCAUUUGUAAUCGGGGUAAUUGAAGAUAGCAUUGGAGCAUCCGACGAAAGUUCACUUUCUUCUUCACAUCUACAUUUGCAGUUUACAGAACCAGAGCAAAUUUACGAAAAAGUAACAAAGCCAUUCUCCUACACUCCCGGGUACCAUCAGCUUAUUGCUUAUUUGCGAAAGAGGUUUCCAAAGGAAAUGCUUGUGAAAAUGACAGAAUCCAUGGCUUCGUAUAGACCAUCAUUUAUUGCAUGUACAAAUUCCUUGAAAGAGGGAGAUUUGAUAUUCAUGGAACAAUGUUUCCAAAGGACAUUGUUGACCUAUGAUAGUUUUAUUAAUGUAAGUGGUACUCCAACUAUUGUUUGGAGAAGGACUGGAGAAAUUGCAUAUGUUGGAGACGAAUUUUGUAUCUUAACUGGCUGGGCAAGGGAAGAGUUGAUAUCAAAGAAAAAGACUUUUAUUGUGGAGUUAUUAGAUGAUAAGCUGGUUUUGGAAUACUUCCAAUUAUUUCUGAGAAUUGCAUUUGGUGAUUUUUUGGGUGCAACCAUGACUGAAUGCACGCUAUUGACCCCUAAUAAGGACGUCAAAAUUAGAACUGGAUGUAUGUGGACCUUGAAAAGAGAUGUGUUUGGAAUUCCUAUGAUGAUUAUUGGAAAUUUCUUGCCAAUUGUUGACAAUUGA
This is a messenger RNA of Dujonia railenensis, 1641 nucleotides long. The record is from the annotation of a GenBank genome assembly. Lineage: Eukaryota; Fungi; Ascomycota; Pichiomycetes; Serinales; Debaryomycetaceae.